This is a messenger RNA of Xyrauchen texanus (razorback sucker), 1527 nucleotides long. Its product is annotated as fibroblast growth factor 8b-like. Gene Ontology annotation, cellular component: cytoplasm. The transcript has 4 exons. Gene Ontology annotation, molecular function: growth factor activity; type 2 fibroblast growth factor receptor binding; type 1 fibroblast growth factor receptor binding. The coding region runs from base 556 to 963 and encodes 135 amino acids. Lineage: Eukaryota; Metazoa; Chordata; Actinopteri; Cypriniformes; Catostomidae. The record is from RefSeq and is a predicted model, not a curated record. Gene Ontology annotation, biological process: neuron differentiation; heart morphogenesis; limb morphogenesis.
GAGAUUGAAAGUGGAGAGAGACAGUAAGGCUUAUGCGUCUCGGACUCUCGUCAGGGAAACAUCAUACUUGAUCACCCUGAAUAUGUUUUGACUUUUGCAAUGGCAUUCGUUUAAUGAAGCGUAGUACAUCAGUACUGGAUACCUUGAGGAAACAUCAUGCAUAAGCUCCGCGGAACUCGGAGCUGUUUUUCUGUGAAGAAUGUUUUAUUUUUCGUAUCACCGCUGUAAUCGAAUAUGAAUUAUGCAUUUUGUGCGAACAGUCGCUUGUAAGGUGCUUGAAGUCCCAAGAAUCAUGGUGACUUGACGGAUUUAUCUUGCGUGACCUGAUGUCCGAUGGAAACAGUGGAUGAGUAAAAGCACCUAUUCCGUCGAUCAGUGGCAUAUAUUUUGUCCCGUCGCUCAGUUUAUUUGCACUCAUAUAAGAAUUUGUCUUCUCAUAAUAAAAUGCGCGCGCAGCUGAAUUAAUGAAGAACUUGUCUUGGAUAAUAAUCACAGAGGGUUUGGAAACUACACAAUGAGGCUGAGAUCAUCUAGAUUGGGUUACUUGUUCCUUCAAUGUUUGACUCUAUGUUUUUACACUCAGCUAAACUUGUGGAAACUGACACAUUUGGAAGCCGGGUUCGAAUCAGAGGAGCAAAAACAGGAUACUACAUUUGCAUGAACAAGAAAGGCAAGCUUAUUGGGCGGAGGAAGGGCCAUGGCAGGGACUGCAUAUUUACAGAAAUUGUUCUGGAAAAUAACUACACGGCUUUGCAGAACACUAAGUACAAAGGCUGGUACAUUGCCUUUACACGCAAGGGCCGACUCACAAAAGCCACGCAGACCCAGCAGCACCAGCGAGAGGCCCACUUCAUGAAACGUCUUCCUCGAGGACACCUGUUCACAGAACAGAAGCCUUUCGAUUUAAUCCCGUAUCCCCUUAACAAGAGGACUAAGCACCAUCAGCGCAUGAGCGUGAAUUGAGAAAAGGGAAGCGAGUGACGUGCUUAGACAUGCAGUCAAACACUGCUGGAGCCCCUGUCAUAUCUUAUACUGAUUGGCCUUCAUAACGCCCCUGUCAUAUCUUAUACUGGAAUGCUAUCUUAAUUUGAGUUUAUCUAAUCUAUGUGCAUCCAGAGUUAUUGGACAUUAUGGCAAACUUUUUGAAAAAGUGGACUCGUGAUUGUUAUAAAUAUCAAGGAACCUGAGCAGACUCUGAGGUGAAUGACUGUACUAGGAACAGUGUGUUCUGGGAAAAUGCCAGUAUAAUGACUGAGGAUACGGAACUGUUGACUGAACAGAGUGCACUGUAGGCCUUGUAAUAAUGAACAACAUAUCUCUGGGAAUGAAACAUGACAACAGAACAUUUCACCAACGUUGCAGCUACCUACUGAUGAUCGCAAACACAUGCAGAUACACACAGAUUCCAUAAUGUUGAAUUAUGUAAUCAAAAAGCAUCUUUAUUGUUUGUACAUUACUAUAUAUUUUUAUUGGAAGAUUCUUAAAGAAUAAUGGAAAUAUUUAUAUUAGAGCGUGUAUUAAAUUCAU